CCACUCCGGGCCUCCGGUCUCCUACUAUAUCCACCUCCACCACCCCUCUUAUCUCCUCUUCCUCCCUUUUCCCUCCCUCGCCCAUCACCUCCGCCAUGGCCACAGCCGCGGCCUCCCUCCUCGUACCGCCUUCCUCCGCCGCGUGCUGCGCGGGGCCGGCCACGUCCCGCGCGCUGUUCCCCACCUCCGUUCCCUCGCUGCGCGCCUACCCGCGGCUCCUCCUCGCGUUCCGCCGCCCCGCCGCGGCGGCCGUCGCGGACCCGCAGGGCGCGGGCGCGGCCGUGCUAGAGGAAGAGGAGGCGGACGACCAGACGCCCGUCCAGUUCGACGACGCCGACGACGACUACGAGGACGGCUACGGCGGGCGCGGCCCCGCCUUCACGCCUCCCACCCGCCCGCGCACCGGCAAGGCCGCCCUCCCUCUCAAGCGCGACCGCACGAGGUCCAAGAGGUACCUGGAGAUACAGAAGCUGAGGGAGAGCAAGAAGGAGUACGGCGUGCGCACGGCACUCUCGCUCAUGAAGCAGGUCUCCAACGCCCGAUUCGUCGAGUCGGCGGAGGCGCAUUUCCGCAUGAACCUCGACCCUAAGUACAAUGACCAGCAACUCCGCGCCACGGUGAAUUUGCCCAAGGGGACGGGACAAACCGUCAAAAUUGCAGUUCUUACCCAAGGUGAGAAGAUAGAUGAAGCGAGAGCUGCAGGAGCUGAUAUUGUUGGCGCAGAUGACUUGAUCGAACAAAUAAAAGGAGGUUUCAUGGAGUUUGACAAAUUGAUUGCAUCACCUGAUAUGAUGCCUAAGGUUGCUAGCUUGGGUAAGAUUCUAGGACCAAGAGGAUUGAUGCCUAACCCCAAAGCUGGUACUGUUUCUCCAAACAUUACUCAGGCUAUUGAUGAGUUCAAAAAAGGUAAAGUAGAAUUCAGAGUUGACAAGACAGGAAUUGCUCACAUUCCUUUCGGCAAGGUUAACUUCCCUGAAGAAGACCUUAUUGCAAACUUCAUGGCUGUUGUUCGCUCUAUCGAGAGGAACAAACCAUCUGGUGCAAAGGGGAUAUAUUGGAAAACGGCAUAUGUAUGCUCAUCAAUGGGACCUUCAAUCAAGCUGAACAUAAAAGAAAUGCUCGACUAUGGCACAGAAUCAUCUGACUAGAUGUCAUGACAAGCACCAAUUAAGCCAUCCAGCAUUUGAUACCAACUUCACAAACUUGACCAUUCAUCCCUUGAGAUAAACAUACCAAGAAACACGGUUGUUAGGGAAGAUUUGGAAGUGCUUAGGUACAGUUUUUUUUAGUUUCACGGGCAUCCGGCAUCAGCAAUUAAACAAUGCCCAGACCAACAAACAGGGGGGUAAUGUUGGUCAUUUGUAUUUAUGAGCGAAUUAUGCAUGCACUUAUAGAUGUCUCUCUCUGAGAUGUUUGUUGUAAGUUCAAUGUUUUGUCAA
Messenger RNA from Brachypodium distachyon (stiff brome), 1439 nucleotides. RefSeq names its product 50S ribosomal protein L1, chloroplastic. The coding region runs from base 96 to 1148 and encodes 350 amino acids. Gene Ontology annotation, biological process: translation. Gene Ontology annotation, cellular component: large ribosomal subunit. Gene Ontology annotation, molecular function: RNA binding; structural constituent of ribosome. The transcript has 7 exons. The record is from RefSeq and is a predicted model, not a curated record. Lineage: Eukaryota; Viridiplantae; Streptophyta; Magnoliopsida; Poales; Poaceae.